CUAAUAAAGGCGCUCAAUAAUAAAAAAAAAGAAAGAAAAAAAGAUAUUUACUUUAUCUUUUCCAAUUAGAGAUAAUUUAUUGGUAUGGGUGUUGUUGUUGGUGUUGGUCGUGUUGUUGUUGUUGUUAGAUUGAUCCUUUCGAGUAAAUUUGGGAAAAGUGGAAAUAUAAUUAUAAAUAGUUUUAUUAUUGGAAAAAGAUUAAGAUGGAUUCCUUAUGACAAAUUUAAAAAUGUUGUAUAUCUUAAUGAAGGAGGAUUUGGUACUAUAUACAGAGCUAUUUGGUUAAAGAAUAAUGGAGAUGAAAAAGUAAUUCUUAAAUGUCCCAAGAAUUUAAAUGAAGAUUUAAAUGAAUUUUUAAAAGAAUGGAAACAUCAUACAAGUGUUUUUAGUUCAAUUGAUAUUGUAAAUGUUUAUGGAUUCACAAAAGAUCCAAAUACUUCAAAAUAUAUGGUAGUAGUGGAGUAUGCAAAUAAAGGUAAUUUAAGAGAAAAUUUAACAAGAAUAGUCAAAAAUAAUUGGAAUCAAAAAUUAUAUAUGUUGUAUGAAAUUAUUUCUGGACUUUGUAAAAUACAUGGAAAUAAUCUUAUUCAUUGUGAUUUUCAUGAUGGUAAUAUUUUAAAUCAUAAUGAAAAGAAUAAGGAUAAAAUUUAUGUUAGUGAUUUAGGAUUAUGUCAACCUAUAAAAUCGGUUUUGGAAGAGUAUGAUAUUUAUGGUGUUAUACCAUUUAUGGCUCCUGAAGUUUUAAGAGGCAAAUCUUAUACUCCAGCUAGUGAUAUAUAUAGUUUUUCUAUGAUUAUGUGGGAAUUUACAUCCGGGGUACCACCAUUUAAUGAUAGAGCACAUGAUCUUCAACUUAGUUUAAGUAUUUGUGAAGGUGAACGACCUGAAAUUAUUGAAAAUACUCCACAAUGCUAUGUAGAUUUAAUGAAAAAAUGUUGGAAUGAAGAUCCAUUAAACAGGCCAUCUGCGUUAAAA
Rhizophagus irregularis DAOM 181602=DAOM 197198 is the source of this 975-nucleotide messenger RNA. The record is from RefSeq and is a predicted model, not a curated record. Lineage: Eukaryota; Fungi; Glomeromycota; Glomeromycetes; Glomerales; Glomeraceae.